CUGCAGCUUUUGCGAGCUAGUCGAUUUGGGCCUUGCCAGGGCCUUGCGCGGGUGGUUGUGACCACUAAAGCCGCCUGGGCUGCGCCCUGCGCGCGCGCGCCGUCGAACGAGGUGCUGCAGACCACAACAAGACUUGGUCACAUUUGCUCGCAGCCAUGGAGAAUGGGACCGCGCCGGACGAAAUUCAGCAAGCCAUAGAUGAUGGCGACCGCUCCGCGGUAGAAGCCUGGCUCGACAGCGGCGGCGACCCCAACGCCAUGUUUACUGCUGGUGAUAAUGAAGCGGACUGGUCGCUACUACGACGAGCGGCGCGCCGUGGCAGAGCCAAGAUAAUAAGCCUUUUGCUGUCGCGGGGCGCUGACAUCGAUGCUACCGAUCGCGAUGGGAGGACGGCCCUGUACCAGAUGCUGAACUACUGGACGGCAUACGGAUCACUACCGGCAUUAAGGCUCCUCCUUUCGCGCGGCCCUGACGUUAAUUUGGCAUUAAAUGAAAGCUCUGGAUUUGCCGGUAGGAGCCCUCUCCAUAAUACGGCUGCGCCCGGCAACGUCGACCCCAUGCGGAUGUUGCUGCGCGCCGGCGCCGAUCCUGAGCUUCGCGACAGUUAUGGUUGUACGGCGGAAGAUCACGCUAGACGCGGCGUUAAUCGAUCAAGCAGAAGUAUGUACGUCGAACAGUGCGCCGAUCUGCUAAGAGACGUCCGCCUCGCCAGCGGCUGGGUGCGUUAUGCGCUCCGGCCACACUAUGACCUGCUCGUGUUGCGCGCCCUCUGCCAUCGUCAGCGCUCGACGUUUAGUGGCCGGACGCCGGAAGUGCUCGUGCGGCUCUUCGGCGCGCCGGACGCCGGGCGCCGCAAAUACACGAUUCGCGGCCGGGUGGAUCUCCCCGAUCCGCUGUUCUGGCGCGUCCUCGAGUUCGCGCUCGGGCCCGCGUACGACUAUCCCUGGGUCCGGGAGCGUGUCCGAGCGCGCGCGGCGGCCGUGGUUGCCGCUGAAUAA
Pelagomonas calceolata is the source of this 998-nucleotide messenger RNA. The record is from the annotation of a GenBank genome assembly. Lineage: Eukaryota; Pelagophyceae; Pelagomonadales; Pelagomonadaceae.